UUCAGCAGCAUCCUUUGAAAAACGCUCCUUCGACGAACAAACGGAUAAAAUCCCGCUUUAUUUUUGGACGAGUGGAGUAGUUUUCUAUUUAUACCUUUAGAAGAUUUGUGGCAGAUUUUGUUUAAUUAAAGAGUCCAAUAUUUUUGGUUUAUUGUGCCUACCGUGGCACGAAAUAUUUCCAGCGAAAAGAGAGGAUGUAAGUUUGGAACACUAUGCAGUUUUCGGUUAAACGUUAAAUUAUUACAAAGAAGUGACAUUGGUUUUCUGACAUUUUGAUGAAAAAACUGGAAAACCAAGAGUGGAGUUUUCUGUUCAGAUAGAGCAGCUUUUUGAGUUAAACUCAAUCAUGGCAUUCAAGUAAUUCCUUCCUGCCGUGCUAAAGACAAUCAAAGGCCACAGUAUGAGUGCUUCCAAGCGUCUCUGUAGCAUUCACAAAAUUCGUGAGGUGCAGUUGCCUCUCAUAGAAGUGGCAGAACAGUACGAUGUGAUCCGAGAAAUCGGAUCAGGUGACUACGGCAAAGUCAUGUUGGCGGUCCAUCGGGACACUGACUCUCAGGUGGCGCUGAAAGCCGUCCCCAAAGCCACCACACCCAUCAAGGACUUCCUCAUCGAGUUCCACUACAGUUAUUUCCUCUCCCCUCACAACAACGUGCUAGACACUUACGACGUCGCGUUCGAAACCGUAGAACACUAUAUUUUUGCCCAAGAAGUGGCUCCCUUUGGGGACUUGUGGCAAGUCAUCGAACGGACGGGAGGCAUGGAGGAACAGGACCUGAAAAUAGUCAUCAGACAAAUCACUUCAGCUCUGGAGUUUAUGCACAGUAAAGGUCUAGUUCAUCGUGAUAUGAGAGCGGAAAACGUACUAGUGUUCUCAGAAGAUUUCUCCAGGGUAAAACUCACAGAUUUUGGCCUGACUAGAAGGACGGACACAUUAGUAAAGAAGAGGACGAGAUCCUUGCCCACUUGUCCACCAGAAAUCUGGGAAGCUGUGCACUUAGAAGGGUACACAGUCGAAAUCGGAUCCGAUGUCUGGCAGAUGGGUAUGUUCGUCUUCGCCGGAUUGCUGGCCCGGUUUCCAUGGGAUAAAGCCGAUAUCACGGACCCGAAGUUCUCCGAGUUCGUUCAGUGGCAGAAACGGAAGAUAACAAGGACACCGAAAGAUUUCCGCCGCUUCACUCCCAGGUUACAUCGCCUCUUCCGGAGACUCAUGGAUCCCAAGCCAUCCAAACGAUACGAAAUCAAAGAGGUCUACAAAUAUCUGGGAGACAAAUGGCUUAUCUGCCGCAGCCCACGAGUAACUACAACAAUCAGCAAAUCUGACGUACUAGAAGCGUCCAACUAUCGUCACGCGGAACACCUUGGCGAGAUGCUGUCGAAUUUGAACGUCGAAUCAAACAGUGGACAGAGGGAAUCCAGGGAACAACGCAUCAGCGAUUGGGUGCAUUCGACUUACGAUGACUCGAGUGACAGUUAGGCAGCAUUGCUGCAGAAUGUGUUUCACUCUUCUUCAACUAGAGCUAUUAAUACCGUCGUAUCUUGGAUUUUGAGACUGUACUCCGAUUCAGGCCAAGUUCAAUCAAAUAACUCUUUUGUCACGGCCUUCUGUUCAGUCAAUCCAUCUGUUCAAUCAAGGAGAGAACAUGCUAGAUUUCAAAAUAUAUUUUCGAAAGUAUACACACCAAAAUACUGGGUGAUUUAAAGAGAAUGAUGGGGUUUUAAAAUGGCGUAAUGUUCCAUGACAAACAUAUGUAACAAAAGAAAUGUUUUUUACUUACCUAAACCAUUCUAAAGGUGUUUUAUGUGCUCUCCUCCUGACACCUGAACGAUAUCCCACCUGUAAUCAGAACUCCUGCCAUACGUUUAGUAGCAUGUACGCAGUCACAGAAGCUAUUGAUACAAAGACCCAAUUUUUCAGUUCGUUCGGAUUAGCAGCGUAACCAGGGGGUGGGAGUUAAAACGCAGUAGCCUUUACAUAUUCUCACAGGCAACAAUCCCAUGGUAUAAGAUCUGGUGACCUAGGGAGGUUCAAUCAUAAAGUGCUAAUCACCUCUCCUUGAUCGCCAUUUUGGCUAACUGAAUAAUAGCCAACAAGUGAGACCCAUGCGAGAACAUGAAAAGACACCUAGCGGCAGUCAAAUAGCGCUUAACAUCUCACCCUUUCAUUCAAGCUCCACCAGAGAGCUGUACUGCUGUGGGCAGGUAAACGGCAGUAUCUACAGAAGCGAAUUUUCGACAUAUUUGAAGAAAUGCGUUUUGAAUUCAAUACUAACAACAGAGAAAUGCUGGAAUUAGACGUCCCCCCCCCCCUCACCUUUUUUUUUUCAGCGGACACCAAAGAAGCAAGCUUGUACAACGAAGUCAACGUAUAAUACAUGACAAAAAUGCAAAAAAAUAAAUGAAAUAUUUGCAGUUACUGCUCUUUACUUCCCCACAGCAGUGUAGGUUUAAUAUUCUCUUAAUGGAUAUAGCCUUACGAAACCCAACCAUAGCUUUUGAAUCACCCUGUAUAUCAUGAUUCACCCCAGUAAUUGGUCCAUUCAGUGCUUGGUACAAUGUAAAAGAGGACAAUAUUUGAUACAUUAAAUCAAACUUUAUCAUGCAUUUUUCAAGCUGCAAGUUUUCUUAAUUGUAAGAGCUGUUAUGUUUUCAAUUUGCCUUUAGAAGUUACGGACUCUUCGCUUCUUUUUCUGGAAUAAAAUUUAAGUUUCCACCAGAAAUAUUUUAUGAAUAUCAAUUGAAUAAAAUCUUUUGUGUUCGAUACUUGAAUUUAAUAAACAGAUCAGUAAACAACAAGAAGAAAAGUUGUGUAAUCUUUGACUUUUUGGACAUAGCUUCUAAUGAGUUUCCAGAUAGAAAAAGAAAAGAAAGCAAAAUUAUAGAAUCGAUCUAAGAUUGCGAACUUCUAUUUUUUUAUUGGUGUAAUACAAAAAUAAAAAAGGAUACAUGACGAAAAGGUUUUUGAUAUCUACAACACCGAAUUUAGUUUGUACAAUUCCACCUCUGCAAACGGGAAUUCAGUCUAUUACAAAGAAUAUUUUAUUAAUGUUAAGUGAGUAAAACUCCAGAACUGGAAAUAGCAAACAUAAAAAGAUGCAAAUAUUUAAAAGGUAAUUUUAACUAGUACGAUUACACAUUAGCAAACACGUUUUAAGACUUUAAUCUUCUUUUAAUUGCUAAAAAAGAUUGUACCCCAUUAGCAUUAUUGGAAAAAAAAAGUCGUUUGCUGUUAUUAUUAUUUAUUUAUUUAAUUUAACGUAUAAAUAAGUAUAAACUCGAUAAUGUACAUAUGUACGUAUAGUACGCAAUUUUUUUGUUCUUAAAGAGCAAUUUCAAGAAAGAAAUAAAACCGAUGAAAUCAGAUGAUAAACAAAAGCAAUUUCAACAAUAUGAAAAAAAUUGAUUCUUGAAAUUAUGUGUUUUGUGUGUAGAAUUUUAUCAAUUGUUUCAAAAAUUCAAAACCGUAUUUAGUUUUCUUUAAAGACCAGUGAAACGACAUGAUUCUUGGUAUACACUAUAGCACCAAAAGUAUUAGGACACUUUCAAAAAUUCACAUUUUUACGGAUUUCUCGAGAAAGAAGAGACCAACUGUUCUGUAACUUCUGUCACAUAAAAAGUAUGCUCUACUAUCAUUUUUGUAAAAAAGUAAAUCACCCAUGUAUUUAGUGAAAAAUUGAGAAAGCAACAAAAGAUUUUUGAUCAUCUUUCAUCGUAAAUACCUGGGAAUAAGCUAUAAAUUUCAGAAAUAAGUUUACGAACUAUGCAGACUUUAUUUUUAUAUUUUCAUGAAAGUAUCACCUGUAUUCACGAAUAUAUAAGCAUUUCUUUCAAAAUUAAAAAUUUUAUUUGAAGGUUUUUGACUCAUAACACUCAGAGUUUUCCGUCACAGCUUACCAAACUUUUAGAAUAUUUGAAAGUAUGAAAAAGCAUUGCGGAGGACUCUUAUAUUUUUGCUUAUUCUAGUCGAAUUUGCAAAUAUUUUGACUUUUAACUCAAAAGUUUAGCCAUUGAGUGCGUGGCAACAGCAACAAAUUUAUUUCUUAAAGUGAGUCGCUUAUUUACAAGUUCUGUCUCCCACUUGCAUAUCUGCCGGUAGCGGCAUGUGCGGCGUUUAUAUUUUAAGUUGUAAAUAAAAAGAAUUUUAUUUAAUAUUUAAGUGUUCUUCCAUAUGUUCGCGGCCGAAUGGACAGUAUAAUAUUAAACAGUAUAAUACCACGACAGUAUAAUACUAAAAUUUGAAAUUAAAAUAUUGAAAACUUCAUGAAAUGUGAACGCUUAUACCAUUGAACUUUCACUGCGCAUGCGCGAAAGAUAGCAAUUUAUAACCUUCAUAAUUUAAAACCGAAGUAGAUCCCUCAACUUAUAGCAAAAUUCCAGUUCAAUAUUUUGAAAAUUUAAAAAGAUAUCAGCAAUCUAAUGAGCCGACUUUCAAUAAUUCUUGGAUAGGCGACGAAUCGUGAGACGACAUCUGUUUUUAAGAUGAAUCGCACUGAACGUUGAAAAUUUGCGAACGAUUGCGUGUCGUCGGGGUGCGUAUGCCAAGAAAAAGAGAAUGAAGCAAUAAAAAUAUAAAUAAAUAAUUUGAGUUCUAAAAUUUUGACUUUAAAUUAUGUGAUUUCGCAAUCACGAGUUGCGACAGGACCUUACUCAUUGGGGUUAUUUUCCUUAGAAACAGCUCCUGUCCCCCCAAGCCUGACCCUCCUCCUGACAGGUUACGUGUGUAUACUUGUGUAUGUGUAGGCUUGUGUGUAUGCACGUAGGCGUGUGCGUAUGUGUGUAAAAGCGCGCGCGUAUGUGUGUAGGACAUGGACACCACUGCCCAGGAGAAGCGGAUUCCGGGGGACAGUGCUCAGAACCAGAGGAGCCACGCCUGCAGAGGCUGGUGGGUGGUGGUGCUGCAGAGGCCCCUGGUUCAAGCUGAAAAAGGAACCAAACUUCAAACGCGGUCAAGUGCGAACAAUAAGCAAUCGCGAUUGCUCAACAAAACACGUAUAGGAGAAUUUUACUACUAGUGAAGUAAAAACAGAAGUUGAAAAUUUUUUAAUGAUUUUGUUUAAAAUAUAAGCUUUUAGACAAAGUUCAACCUUUUUUUAACUAUUCGUAAACAUAAUAAAGCGAAAAAAAACAACGUAGAUUUUAUACAGAACAGUUUUGAUGUAAAACAUAUGAAACAACGUAUUUAAGAGUUUUUAGGAUUUAAAAUCAAGUUGCAGAACAAAAAGUCUUUUUUACUGUCUUUGUUGCGCUAAUUCCGGGAUAGUUAAACUUCGGAAUUAGCAAACUAAAAAGAAAAUAAUUUUAAUAAUGGUUAAUAAUGUUCAAGUCGUAACAUUUCUUAUUUCAUGUUCCAUAAAAGAAUACAUACACACUCAGCAAUUCUAUUUUACCAGUUCUUGAGUUAAUUCACUCAACUUUUAAUUGUCAGACUAUUUGGCACAUGUAGAAUAUUUAAGUUUUUGUUCUGUUUGUUGCCAAAACUGUGAUAAAAUUUAAAAUGCUUUCCCAUCUAAUGAAUAGAAUAUUGCUUACUCUAGACAGUGUGUCAAUAUUUAAUGUUUAUCGAGUAUUAAAUUUUGUUAUGAUA
Uloborus diversus is the source of this 5581-nucleotide messenger RNA. Its product is annotated as serine/threonine-protein kinase meng-po-like. The record is from RefSeq and is a predicted model, not a curated record. The coding region runs from base 401 to 1474 and encodes 357 amino acids. Gene Ontology annotation, molecular function: protein serine/threonine kinase activity; ATP binding. Gene Ontology annotation, biological process: peptidyl-threonine phosphorylation; peptidyl-serine phosphorylation. The transcript has 5 exons. Lineage: Eukaryota; Metazoa; Arthropoda; Arachnida; Araneae; Uloboridae.